AUGAAGCGGAAAGUUUCCGUGUACGAUUCGUCAAAGGAUAAGACGCUCGGCCAGGUACGUUUCGGCGGGAAUUUGAGGAAUUUUUUGCCCGGAAAUGGAAAAAGUCGCAUUGUUUAGUGGAAGAUGCUGUAAUUUCUGAAAUACUUGGGAAAAUUGACUGGAGUUCUGCGAAAAUCUGUAAAAACGUGGCAAUUUUUGCAGGUGGUCAAGGGCGAGUCACCGAUAUGGAUCCGUGUGGCGAUGGCCAUCCUCCGCGUCUGGUUUUUCAUCUACGACUGCCUCAACUACCUACCGUACCAGCUGUUCAACUCGCCGACGGAGAAGUUGCGCAAAUCGGAACGAGUCAAGGUUUUUUUGCCCCGAUUCGAUUUUUCACGAUUUUUACCGAUUUGUUGCAGGCAAAAUGGGUGGACGAACGAGACGGACCGAUCCGAAACAUUCACGGACACGCGUCGGAGACGUUCCCCGGAAAAGACACGAUUGAUAAGGUGAUUGGGCGGAACGUUUUCGGGCUGUGUUGCGCUACUUUUGCUGAUUUUCUGCAAAAAAACGUUUUUUGAGCUGAAACCGGAAAUGGGUGGAAAAUCAGUAAAACUAGCACAAAAUCGUCCGAGGGCAGAUCUUAGCGGUUAACAUCGAUGACUUUAAAAACUGUACAUUUUGCAGGUUUGGAGACAAUGUGUGGAGCUGUACGACGAAUCGCCGUGCCUCGGAACGCGCCAACUGAUUGAGGUGUUCGAGGACCAGCAGCCGGGCGGUCGCAUCUUCGAGAAGUGGCAUCUAGGCGAGUACGUGUGGCAGAGCUACCGCGAAGUGGAAAACCAGGUCGGACGGCUCGCCGCCGGAAUCAAGGACCUCGCCAGCGAGGAGACCAACCCGAAGGUGGUCAUCUUCGCGGAGACCCGAGCCGACUGGCUGAUUACUGCGCUCGCAUGCUUCCGCGCGAACGUGACCAUCGUGACGGUGUACGCGACGCUCGGCGAGGAUGCGAUCGCGCACGCCAUCGGAGAGACGGAGGCGACGGUCCUCGUGACCUCGUCGGAACUGCUGCCUAAAAUCGAAACGCUCGGAAAGAAGUGUCCGUCCCUUAAGACGCUCAUCUACUUUGCGCCCGUCAACACGAAGGGACCCGCCCCGGAACUGGCGCCGUUCCGCGAGCAAUUCAAACACGUGCUCUCUCUGAACGGACUGCUCACACGCAACGCGGAACUCGUGCAGGAGUCGACGGCCGUCAAAUCGGACAUUGCACUGAUCAUGUACACGUCGGGCACGACGGGACAGCCGAAAGGAGUCAUCCUGUUGCACCAGAACGUGGUCGCCGCACUGCUCGGACAAGGAGACGGAGUGGGCAUCAUUUGCAACACGGACACGUACAUCGGCUACCUCCCGCUCGCGCACAUUCUCGAGUUGGACGCCGAAAUGACGUGUUUGACGCGCGGAGCCAAGGUGAGAGCAUCGGAAUAUUGGGUGUUUCUAGAAAACGUGACAAAAUAAUUUGCAGAUCGGAUACUCGUCGCCGCUGACCCUGCACGAUCGUGCAUCGAAGAUCCAGAAGGGCACGCACGGGGACUGCCACGCCCUCCGUCCGACGCUUAUGGCCGCCGUCCCGGCCAUCAUGGACCGCAUCUUCAAGGCGGUCUCGGAGGAAGUGGCCGCCUCGCCGCGGUUCAUGCAGGAGCUGUUCAAACUGAACUACGAAAGAAAGAGGGCCCGCUACCUCGAGGGAUACUGCUCGCCGUUCCUCGACCGCAUCGUCUUCAAGAAGAUCCGCCGUCUUUUGGGCGGAAAACUGCGUGGAGUGCUGUCGGGAGGAGCGCCUCUGAAUGCGGAGACGCAAAGAUUCAUGAACAUUUGCAUGUGCUGCCCCGUGGUGCAAGGAUACGGACUGACGGAGACGUGCGGCGCCGCGUGUGUGGCCGACAUCAACGAUUUGAGCACGGGAACGGUGGGACCGCCAGUCCGGUGCUCUGACAUUGCACUGCGCGAGUGGCCGGAAGGCGGAUACUCGCCGUUCAACGACCCGCCGCAGGGAGAGAUCCUCAUCUCGGGAGAGAACAUCUCGCCGGGCUACUGGAAACAGCCGGAGAAGACGGCCGAGGACUUCAUUCAAUACAAAGGCAAGAUCUACUUUGCGACGGGCGACAUCGGACAGAAAAGGGACGACGGCUCGCUGCUGGUGAUCGACCGAAAGAAGGACCUGGUCAAGUUGCAGCACGGGGAGUACGUGUCCCUCGCGAAGGUCGAGUGCGCCCUCCUCAACUGCCCCAUCGUCGACAACAUUUGCGUGUACGGAUCGAGUCUCGAGGACAGCGUCGUGGCGCUCGUGGUGCCGAAUCAGAAGCAUCUGGAGAAGAUUGCCGAGGCGGAGGGCGUCCCGACGGCCGAAUUAAAGGCGAUGUGCGAGGAGAAAAAGGUCGUCGCCGCGUUCAAGAAACAACUCGACGAGCACUCGAAGAAGAGUGAGUUUUAAGCACAAAUUCGGGGGAAAGCCUAUUUUUUGGUGGGAAAUUUGUUUCGUUAAUUUCGAAUUCGCAGUGAUUAUUAUUGAGCCUGUUACUAUGAACAUUUGUUUGCAGGCAAGCUGUCGCGCACGGAAAUGCCGUCGGCGAUCCAUCUUUGCUCGGAAAUCUGGACGCCCGAUACUGGCCUUCUGACGGAGGCGCUCAAAUUGAAGAGAAAGCCGAUUCAGGUGGCCUACCAGAAGACGUUGGACGAUCUGUACAAGCAGCAGAAAAAGGACUAA
This is a messenger RNA of Caenorhabditis sp. 36 PRJEB53466, 2743 nucleotides long. The record is from the annotation of a GenBank genome assembly. Lineage: Eukaryota; Metazoa; Nematoda; Chromadorea; Rhabditida; Rhabditidae.